UCAACCAUUUGACUAAGCCGUAACUAUUCAACAAUCAACACACCAUAAAGAUCUGCAGCCUUCUCCACUUCUAACUGAAUCCCCAACAUAGGCCUCGUUUCUUUCAACGGAUCAUCAACCUCUCCGCCCAGCGAACCCAUAGCCAAAAUCAAAUCCAGGUACAGAGACAGAGACUCGGAGAGAGUGAGAAAGAUACUUAAGGAUAUGUAUAGAAAGGAAGCGGUGGAGGGAGGGAGGUAAACGUUACACCUUGGGGAAGUAAGAGUUUAUGCCUGGAGCCUGGAGGUAUAAGGAAGUGAUUGAUCUAAGUUCGGAUCGGAAAUCAAGUCACUAAUGGUGGCCAGAACAAGCCUAAUUAGCCGUCGGACUGCGCAGAAGUUCCGGCAAGCAGCGAUCUCGGCCGCUGGUUCAGUCAAGAUCAAGUUGUUACUGUUUUGUUGCUUUCUCUUUACAUUAACCUUGCUCGCAAGCCGCACGCCGUCGUUUUUGGGAUGGGGACAACAGAGUGUUCCCCUUCUUGAUCGGACUUCCAGUAAAGGGUACACAUUGCUGAUAAAUACAUGGAAAAGAUAUGAUCUUCUGAAGCAAUCAAUUUCUCAUUAUACAUCGUGUCCUCGACUGGACUCAAUCCACAUAGUAUGGAGUGAGCCUGAUCCUCCUUCAGAUGCUCUUGUAAAAUAUCUGAAUCAAGCAGUGAAGUCAAAUGCUGGAAAUAAUCAUUAUAUCGAGUUGGCUUUUGACAUAAACAAAGAAGAUAGCCUCAACAACAGAUUUAAAGAAAUAAAAAAUCCAAGAACAGAUGCUGUUUUUUCUAUCGAUGAUGACAUUAUAUUUUCUUGCAAAUCAGUAGAGUUUGCUUUCAGUGUUUGGCAAAGUGCACCAGAUACUAUGGUGGGAUUUGUACCUCGCAUCCAUUUGAUUAAUCGAUCGAAAGAGAAUGAAAAUUCUUACAUUUAUGGCGGAUGGUGGCCUGUAUGGUGGACUGGCACAUACAGUAUGAUACUCUCUAAGGCGUCAUUUUUCCACAUGAAGUACCUUCGUUUGUACACUAAUGAAAUGCCUACAUCCAUCAUGGAAUAUGUAAAGAGAAAUAGGAAUUGUGAAGACAUCGCAAUGUCAUUCCUGGUUGCCAAUGCAACCGGCGCCCCUCCCAUAUGGGCAAAAGGCAAGAUAUACGAAAUUGGAUCGACGGGAAUCAGUAGUCUAGGGGGUCAUAGCGACAAAAGGACGGAGUGUGUGAAUAGAUUUGUAUCCGAGUUUGGCAAGAUGCCAUUGGUACCAACUACUGUGAAGGCUGUUGAUAGCCGUGGUACUUGGUUCUGGUGAUGCCAUUGAUUCUCUUUUUUCUAGCUUCACACUUAGUUUGUUAAAUUACCACUACAUUAGCUAUCUAUCUCUUGUAUUCUUAACCGAUUUUUAACUUUAUUAGCAUCCAACAAUUCAAACCACGUAAACCAUAUUUUGUUUAUUGUAUCAAUACAACUCCCUAUUUUGUUUCUAAA
Messenger RNA from Lactuca sativa (garden lettuce), 1502 nucleotides. RefSeq names its product Nucleotide-diphospho-sugar transferases superfamily protein (gene EPC1). Lineage: Eukaryota; Viridiplantae; Streptophyta; Magnoliopsida; Asterales; Asteraceae. The record is from RefSeq and is a predicted model, not a curated record. Gene Ontology annotation, cellular component: membrane. Gene Ontology annotation, molecular function: glycosyltransferase activity.